Molecule: messenger RNA, 2565 nt
Organism: Closterium sp. Naga37s-1
Lineage: Eukaryota; Viridiplantae; Streptophyta; Zygnematophyceae; Desmidiales; Closteriaceae
Source: the annotation of a GenBank genome assembly
AUGGCGGCGACAACUCGGCGCGCUGCUAGCGUUGAGGACUUUCACAGCGGCAGCGGCAGCGGCGGCGGCGGUGGCGGCGGAGGCAGGAACUUGUACCACGUCGUACGCGAUAUAAAGCGCGCCGAGUCCACCGUGUACAACGCGCUGCGCUCGAUCCUUUUAGACGCGUCGUUCGUGCGCGAGAUCCACGCCCUCUGGCCGUCGUUACCGUUGCUGGCGAACCUGCGCUGCGGGCUGUGGUACGCGCCGCCCGAUGACGUGGCUGCCACGUGUUACUUCAAGUCGACGGAUGGACACACGGGGAACUGGGAUUUCAGCGCGACGCGGAUGAACCUCCACGUGGCAGACAUGGCAGGUCUAACCCCUCUUGUUCCACCAAUUAUCUCUCCGCUUUCGCAGUCCCCCAACUCCCCGUCUCUUCCUUCCACCCCACCUUUCCCCCCGCACUCUCGUCACACCAGUCCUUCGACCUCUUUCCCCCUCAAGCCCCCCCUCCCCCUUCCCCCCGUUUCCCCCGCUCUCCCCUUCCCUCUCUCCCCGUCCUCCGUCCCCCUCUUCUCCCCCAACCCUUCCCCUCUCCUCCUCUGCUCCCCCUUCCCCCCUUCAUUUUCUAUAUCCCGAACGGCAGCGCGCAGCAGCGGCGCGAUGAUAGUGGACGCGACGCGGCGGGGAAAGGUGUUUCCCGACAGCCUGUCCAAGACCAUCCCCAUCUGGGCGUGCGUCGUUAACCGCGCCGUGCAGCGCGUGCGCGCGCAGGGGAGAGCGCGGGAGGAGGGGGGAGAGCGGGGGAGGAGGGAUGAGAGGAGGGAGCAUGGGGAGAAUGGGGAAGCUAGAAGCUGUGGGGAGGGCAGGACGGAUGAUACAGUCAGGGCGCAGAAGGGGAGCAGGGCGCAUGGGGAGGCAAGAGAUCAGAGCAAGCAGUGGGAGCAGAACAACAAUGAGCUGAAUCAUGUCAAGUCCGACUCACCACCACCACCACAGCCGCCACAACAACAGCAGCAGCAGCAGCAGCAGCAACGCGCACAUGGGGGAGGAAACACCGCUGCGGCCUCACCUGAGUCAUUGUCACCUUCACCCCCGUGUGAGUCAACCCCAGCAUGGGACGAGGCAUUGCACCUGCCGCGGUGGGUGUCGAGCACAGAGCAGGCGAGCAUAGAGCAGCGCCUGGAUGCUUGGGUGGAUCGGCUGCUGCUCAUGGCUCCCCCUGCUGCCCUGCAUAGACUGGCGUUUGGGGAGACACAGGGCGCGGAGGGAGAGGAGGGGGAGGAGAGAGGGGAGAGGGAGGAGGGGCGGGAUGGGGAUGGGGGAGAGGAGGGAGAGGAGGGAGGGGAUUGGGAGAAGGGAGAUGGGAUUUGGGAAGGGCGAGAGGCGACAGGAGGAGCAGUAGAAAGGGAAGGGAACGAGCAGGAGCAGCAGCAGCAGCAGCAGCAGCAGCAGCAGCAGCGGGCGGAUGAGCAUAGAGGCAGCAUGGGUUCAGAUGGUGGGGAUGGCGUGCACUGGAUUGCUCAUCUGCCCAUGGCUGUGGCCGCUGCAGCCCACAGUGCAACUCACACCAUCUAUUCCCUUUUUGACAUCACUUCAGAAAUCAUCUCCCCCUUCUUUUUCCCCCCAUAUUCAUCUCAAUCAGCCCACAGUGCAACUCACACCAUCUAUUCCCUUUUUGACAUCACUUCAGAAAUCAUCUCCCCCUUCUUUUUCCCCCCAUAUUCAUCUCAAUCAGCCCACAGUGCAACUCACACCAUCUAUUCCCUUUCUGACAUCACUUCAGAAAUCAUUCUUUCCUUUUUCUCUCCUCCUCUCCGUCACACCACAGCACAAGUCCCGUCGUCCUUCCCGCGUUCCCUCCUGCCUCUCGCGGUGAUAGCAUGUGGAGUGGACCUCCCUCCUGGGCUGCGAGCGCUGCUGGACAGCCAGACGCGGACCCACGGUGCAGCGUCUGGAGAAGGGGUUGAGAGAGAGAUAGGCAAGGGGAAUGUGGAGGAGAGUGGGGAGCAGAGUGUGAAGGAAGGCGGUUCAGAGCUGAUACUGAAGCAGCAGCAGCAGCAGCAGCAGCAGCAGCAGCAGCAGCAGCAGCAGAAGCAGCAGCAGGAGGGUGGUGGUGAAGGCGUCUAUGAUGAGCAAUUUCACAUCUCCCUACCUCUCAAGUCAUCCAAGUACGACCGUCUCUGCAUAGCGCGCCACAUACCGGCGGCACUGGCCUUCGCUCGCAAGCACCUGCUACUCCGCCACCGCCUGCUGCUCAUCUGCCCCGACGGUGUGGACUUGAGUGUGUGCAUGUGUGCUGCGCUCCUCUUAGCCCUGCCUCACGAACUCUCUCAUGCCUCGGCAGCACCGCCAGCAGCAGCACCAGCAGCAGCAGCAGCAGCAGCAGCAGGGUCUGCCAGCGGCCAGGCGUAUGCUGCACCUCCGCUCUUCCCUAUGACCAAGGAUGGGCUCAAGGCAUGCCUGGCGUUCCUCUGCUCGCAUGUCUCAGCCGCCAUGCCAUCCCGGGGCAACUUGAAGCAGGUGCUGCAAGCGCUGCUCCCCUCGGCUCCUCCUCAUAGCAGGACAGUGCAGGAGGAUUAG